CCGGGCCGUGCUGCCAUGGCGCCCUGCGCGCUGCUGCUGCUGCUGCUGGCGGCGGCCGCGCCGGCGCUGCUGGCGGGCGAGGCAGGCGGCUGCGGGCCGUGCGUGGCGGCGCGGUGCCCGGCGCUGCCGGCGCGGGGCUGCCCGCUGGGCCGGGUGCGCGACGCCUGCGGCUGCUGCUGGCAGUGCGGGCGCGGCGAGGGCGAGGCGUGCGGCGGCGAGGGGCGCUGCGCCGCCGGCCUGGAGUGCGUCAAGAGCCGUAAGCGCCGCAAGGCCAAGGGCAGCCCGGGCCCCGCCGCCGCCGCCGCCCCGCUGGGCGUGUGCGUGUGCAAAAGCCGCUACCCGGUGUGCGGCAGCGACGGGCUCACCUACGGCAGCGGCUGCCAGCUGCGCGCUGCCAGCCUGCGCGCCCAGAGCCGCGGCGAGCCCGCCAUCAGCCAGCGCAGCAAGGGAGCCUGCGAGCAAGGACCUUCCAUCGUGACUCCUCCUAAGGACAUCUGGAACAUGACGGGCGCACAGAUCUACCUGAGCUGUGAAGUGAUAGGCAUCCCAACCCCUGUCCUCAUCUGGAACAAGAUAAUUCGGGGACAGUAUGGUGUCCAAAGGAUGGAGCUUCUGCCUGGGGACCGAGAGAACUUGGCUAUCCAGACCCGAGGAGGGCCUGAGAAACAUGAAGUGACUGGCUGGGUACUGAUAUCUCCUCUGAGCAAAGAGGAUGCCGGAGAAUACGAGUGUCACGCAUCAAAUGCCAAAGGAGAAGCAACAGCUUCUGCAAAAAUCCAUGUUGUGGAAACUCUACAUGAAGAUGAUGGUGCAGAGCUGUGAUGUGACAACUUUCACUUACGCAAGUUUUAAGUUAGUAUUUUGGAAAGCUGCAACCUCUGGCUUUUUCUACCCCACUGAUCAGUUCCCUCUUACCUUCGUUAUUCCUUGACUAUCGAUUUGCUUGCACACUUUUUUGCACAUAUACAAAUAAACAGAUUCACAAGUUUGAUUACAAAUUUUAAUUCUAUUUACAGGAAAUAAACAUACCAUACUUCUGAGCAGUA
Messenger RNA from Rhea pennata, 1046 nucleotides. It is a transcript of the gene IGFBP7, whose product is annotated as insulin like growth factor binding protein 7. Gene Ontology annotation, biological process: regulation of signal transduction; regulation of cell growth. Bases 16 to 822 code for a protein of 268 amino acids. Lineage: Eukaryota; Metazoa; Chordata; Aves; Rheiformes; Rheidae. Gene Ontology annotation, molecular function: insulin-like growth factor binding. The transcript is spliced from 5 exons. The record is from RefSeq and is a predicted model, not a curated record. Gene Ontology annotation, cellular component: extracellular region.